This is a messenger RNA of Ctenocephalides felis (cat flea), 1284 nucleotides long. Its product is annotated as facilitated trehalose transporter Tret1-like. Gene Ontology annotation, biological process: transmembrane transport. The transcript has 10 exons. Lineage: Eukaryota; Metazoa; Arthropoda; Insecta; Siphonaptera; Pulicidae. Gene Ontology annotation, molecular function: transmembrane transporter activity. Bases 1 to 1284 code for a protein of 427 amino acids. The record is from RefSeq and is a predicted model, not a curated record. Gene Ontology annotation, cellular component: membrane.
AUGAAAAAGGGUCGGUUUAUGCAGUAUGUGGCGACAAUUUGUGCAAACAUAUCUUCCUUCGGAAUCGGUGCAGCCUUCUCCUGGUCAUCUCCAGUUCUGGCAAGAUUGGGUAACAAAAACUAUUCACCAUUUUCCAGCCCUGUAGAACCUUAUUUUGCCAUGAUGUUGGCAGCUUUGGUCUGUCUGGGGAUAGCAAUAGGUCCUUUUCCGUUAGCCUAUAUGGCAGAGAAGAUUGGACGCAAAAAGACUAUUCUGUGGAUGGCAGCGCCAACGUUGAUCAGUUGGAUCCUGAUUGUGGUCGCCACAUCUAUAUACCAGGUUUUGGUAGCAAGAUUUUUGAUAGGUCUAUCCGGAAGUGUCGUUUUCUCCAUAGUUCCAAGAUAUGUUGCCGAAAUUGCAGAAGAUGACAACAGAGGUGGCCUAGGAUCUCUUCUGCAAGUAUUCGUCUUGGGAAUGUUGUACUCUUAUUGUGUUGGACCAUUCUGCUCCUACCAAUGGUUCUGCAUAGCAUGCUGCAUUAUUCCUGUUGUGUUGAUUUUAACUUUUAUCUGGAUGCCUGAAAGUCCUUACUAUUAUGCGGCCAAAGGCAACGAAGAAGGCACGUUGAAAUGUCUUAUGCGAAUCCGUGGUAAAACAAAAGAAGAAGCCGAACGCGAAGCAGGACAAAUAAAAUCCAUGGUGCAAGAGAUGUCGAACAACGCAGGAACUUAUAAAGAAUUAUUUUCAAACAAAGAGCAGCGAUGGCCUCUAUGUAUCAUGACCGGCUUGGCAGUUUCUAUUCCACUAUCAGGAGCUACAGCAGUUCAGAUUUAUGCAGAACCAAUUUUCCAGAGGACAAAUACAGAUUUGAGUCCUGCUUUUUUGGCUAUAAUAAUUGGUACCAAGUUGUGUCCAAGUUGUCCUUUGCCUGUUCACACCCUGGUUGUUCAACAAAAUGGGCAGGAGGAUCCUGCUUUUGAUUUCUUCUGCAGGAUCAACCAUAUCACUGGUUUUGGAGGCAUAACUUGGGUGAUCAUGAGUGAAAUUUUUCCAGGACAUUUGAUCUCAAAGGCGAUGGCUGUUGGUGCAUCCACCUGCAACUUUUUUGCCUUUGUCGUUUCCUUGAUGUUUUCACAAGUGGAAACAUGGCUUACUCCUGGUGGACUGUUCUGGUUGUUUUGCAUCUUCUGCCUUUUGGCCUUUGUCUUUGUGCUGUUCACGGUCCCAGAAACAAGAGGUCUAAGUUUUGCACAAAUUCAGGAAAAAUUGAAGAAAGGAAGAAAACAACGACAGGAUUCAAGUUGA